Notothenia coriiceps (black rockcod) is the source of this 587-nucleotide messenger RNA. RefSeq names its product zinc finger MYM-type protein 2-like. The transcript is spliced from 4 exons. Lineage: Eukaryota; Metazoa; Chordata; Actinopteri; Perciformes; Nototheniidae. The record is from RefSeq and is a predicted model, not a curated record. Bases 156 to 587 code for a protein of 143 amino acids.
UGUGUGUGUGUGUGUGUGUGUUACAGGGGAACAAGAAGCAGGCGGUGGAGGAAGGCUCAGAUUGUGCCUCGUCUUCCUCACCAGCAGACAGACUGUCGGGGCGGUCGCUGCCUCUCAAAGCUCGAUAUGGAGUCAACGCCUGGAAACGCUGGGCGAUGUCUCCUGACCAAUCAGACGACACCAAAGUAAAGGACAGCUCCAAACCAGGUCGGUCUAAAAGCAACCUGCUGUCUCUGAGCUCAGAGGAGCUGAACGCCGCUCUGUCCCGGUUUGUGAGGGAGGUCUGCCGGCCGGGAGGGGAGCGCUACUCUGCGGACAGCAUCUUCUACCUCUGCCUGGGGAUCCAGCAGAGCAGCAGCAGAACAGCAUGGCUGCAGACAGGAGAGCAGGAGAGCCCAAAGUCCUCUGGAGGGUGGUUUUUCUCAAAGAAAAAUCAUCUUCACUCCAAAGGCCGGACGGAUGACCUGUUCAGCGACCCGUGCUACCUGCUCUUUGGAGAAGAGCUGAACAAAGUCUUGAAGGACUGGCAGCCCAGCGUGCUCCCUGACGGUGAGUCCAUUAAAACAUGUGCCUUCAACAAGAAGUGA